This is a messenger RNA of Gaeumannomyces tritici R3-111a-1, 6359 nucleotides long. RefSeq lists its product as hypothetical. Gene Ontology annotation, biological process: regulation of gene expression; replication-born double-strand break repair via sister chromatid exchange; establishment of protein localization to chromatin. The coding region runs from base 111 to 5816 and encodes 1901 amino acids. The record is from RefSeq and is a predicted model, not a curated record. Lineage: Eukaryota; Fungi; Ascomycota; Sordariomycetes; Magnaporthales; Magnaporthaceae. Gene Ontology annotation, cellular component: Scc2-Scc4 cohesin loading complex. Gene Ontology annotation, molecular function: chromatin binding. The transcript has 3 exons.
AAUCCGCCAUCGAUACCGCCGCGCCGAUCUAGUGGCCAGCCAAUGCCAUUGGUCCAUCGUUCGAGGGGUCGCAUCCUUGCUUGGGCCAUGCCCAGUCACUGGCCGUAAAGAUGGCAAGCCGACCGCCAGGCGUUCCGAAUGGCGGCGAGAACGGCCAGACGCCGCCCGGUGCCGCAGACACGGACUCCCAGUUCACGCGCCCCUUCACUCUCUACGAAGCGCUGCCGUUCUCGCCAUUCACGUCCGUCAUUCCUUUCCAGUCAGGCGUCAUCCCAAAUCCGACCUUGGGAUCUGGCUUUCCGGCCUCUGACCUCCCACAGCAGGUCCCGCGCCAGGACUUCGAUACGCUCACUCGUGAGGCUUCCCAGCAAGCGCCCUCAAGACGACUCAAUCAUGCGAUAGAUCAGGUGCAGCAUCUGCUGAACCCAAACAAUGUCAACUCACUCACCUUUCGCAAGGGCCCGAAAAUGAACACGGGCGCAAACGCGCCCCAGUCUAAGAGUCUGGCUUCGGAGCUUUCGCCAUUUGCUAGAAUGGUUUUUGAGCGAUCUAAUGUUUCGUUCAGAUAUCCUUCUCCCGACUCUACUGUGCCACAGGAUAUCAACGGAGCUGCACCCCCCACGCCUGUCCCGACGAAGAAGCGAAAGUCACUCAUCCCCUCCAAGGCAGAAUCUCCAGCCGGAAAGAGGCACACUGCAGUGCUGAACAAGCAGGCGAAUGCGCACAACUCCAAGAUCGAGAUCUCGAUUCCUCUUCAGCCACCAGCAGCCAGGCCUAGCGGGCCCUCAAUUCCUACACCCGAGGAAGCUGGCGCGCCCUUGGAAUCUUUGCCUUCACCCAGCGAUGCAUUCCUGCCCUACCCAACUUCGACUCAGCAGGUCACAUCACCGCGGGAGACGCCCCAGAGAGUCUCUCCGUCAGCCCCUCCAGAGCAAAGCGAUGACCAACCGAUACCGGAUCAGCGCCCUCGGGACCCUCCUGCGCCCUCAAGUUCCCAACAGGCUCGAAUGGAAAUCCAAAUCAACCUUCCAGCGUUUGUGCCCGAUGCGGAUAAAUACCGCGACUAUAAGAACUUGGUGGACCUACCCGCGGAUCUCUCGAGGCCCAGGCAGCGAAAUGCAUACAACGAGCCAGAGGAGUAUGGCAUGGAUCUGGAUCGAAGUCAAAAAUCGGACGCUGCAUUCCAGGAUGUGCGACGCCAUUUCUCGGACGUCUUCGUGGCCGAGAUAAAUCUGAGCACCCAGUCGACAGCUUCGCCAUUGGUGACUACCACCAACGAGGAUGUGCCCACAAUAACUUCAGCUGGCCAGCAGCGAACCUACCAGCUCAUCGACAAGGCCAUCGACCUACGCUGCUUCGAGGACAUCCCGCUCGAAGACCUUCUGCAUAUUCAGAGACUGAGUGAUGGUGCAUUGCAGUAUGCUGAGGGACUCGAGGCCAAGCUCGAUAGUGAAUGGGGCGAAGUUGACGUCUUCACAUGGGCCUCGCAGCUUCCAAUUCUCGAUAAUGGCUUGAGGGCAGCGAGAACAUCCCUGAAGAUCAUGGCAGGGGGUCGGGACGACAAACAACUGUACUCCGAGGACACCAUCAGGCUGGCGGUCAACCUCUUCAAAAAUGUCAUGGAUGGAAUCGCUGUGCCCGUCACGGAACUCCGGCAAUCACAACAACUCUUCUCCCUGUUGGCGAGUCAUAAAAAGUCCAUUCUAGUGGUAUUUACGAGCUGUCAACGGCUUUACACGCUCAUGGCCUCGCUCAUCCGUGCCAUCGACCUCUCCGAGACGGUUGUCAACACCCUCGAGUUUUUGUCCACACGCCUGGUCUUUGUCGAAAAUGCCCCAAGCGAAAGGGAGUCUCUCUUGGGGACUCCAAAGUUCGACGGAUUAAGACUUAUUGCCAUGGACAUGCUGUCCCAAAUAUUUGUUCUCAAUCCAUCUCAGAGACAGGGCAUCUUCGACGAGAUGCUGACAUCACUGGAGAAGCUUCCGGUGGGAAAGCAGAGUGCGAGGCAGUUCAAGCUUGUCGACGGAAGAUGUGUUCAGACUGUGUCUGCCCUUAUAUUGCGGCUGGUGCAGGCAAGCGCAGGGCAAGUUGGUGGGUCUUUCACCAAGGGAUCUAAUCGCCGCCUGCCUUCGGCUCGAGGGGCGGACGGCGACGAUGAGGAUGGUGAACAUGGUGGUGCUGGCUCCGGCGGCCCUUCGCGCAGGCGAACUGGGGCCAUCAUUGCUACAACGAUCACGAGCGAAGCAGAGGCUGCUGAUGAGUAUGAGACGGUGAUGCGCGAGCUCAAGGAAACCGAAUCUUCACUGGUCGGCACCGCAUAUCAAAACGCCUUCUACGUCAUGAAAUUCAUCGUCACUCGCGCCCUGAAUUCGACAAAGUCCGGCGACUCCCCUUACAGGAACCUGCUCGAUCUCUUUGUUGAAGACUUCAUCACAUGCCUCGAAUCGCCAGACUGGCCUGCCGCGGAGGCUCUGUUGGAUGUCGUCUGUCGGUUGAUGCGGCAGCAGGUGGACACCGAGCGUACGUCUGCCCCGGCAAAGAACAUGGCGUUGGAGAUUCUUGGCUCGAUAUGUGCCGCCAUCUCCAAGCUGAGAUCUCAGGUUAGGAAAACUGGGAGCUUGCUCAGCACGGUCGAGUCGGACCCCCUUAGCCUGUUUCUCUCCGAUCUGGCAGCUGCAUCCUUAAAGCAGAGGGUGAAUUCGGAGCAGAUGGUCGACUGGUCAGGGCCGUUCCGGGCUGUGUUGGAACAUCUCGGGACGAGGCUCCGUGAGGAUCCGCACCUGACCAGCGCUAUCUCGUUCCUUUGUGCCCAAUGGGCGGAUGUGGUUUCGACGACGCACGCUGCGUUCCAGGAAACGGAUGGUACUCCAGCAGCACUCGCCGAACGAGACCGGGAGUUUGGGAGGCUGGCAUAUCGACUGCACAUGGUGAUCCAGGAUCCCAAAUGGCUUUCAACCCAGUAUGAGUUCAGGGAAGUCUCGCCAAUCCAGGCGAGGGCCUCCUACGCCAUAAUACUGGACCAGUCCAAACUCGGGAGCUCCUUCAAGCCCAUCCUGGGAAUUCUGAUUCAUUCCAUGUCCAGCGAUCAGGCCACGGUCCGCAGCAAGAGCUUGAAGAGUAUCAACCAGGUGAUCGAAACAGAUCCCUCCAUCCUGGAUGGCGAAUCAUCCGUCGUGUCGCUCAUCAAGGCGUGCCUUACGGACAGCUCUCCACAAGUCCGCGAUUCCGCUCUUGGUCUUGUUGGCAGGUGCAUUAUGCUCCGGCCCGCCUUGGAGAUGACCCUGGCAAUGCCCAUCAUUGAGAGAUUUAUGGACGCUGGUGUCGGUGUCAGAAAGCGGUCAAUGAAACUCACCAAGGACAUCUACAUGAGGCAGUCAGACCGCGAGCUGCGCAGCUGCAUUUCCCAAGGUCUCCUGCAUAGGGUAGCAACGGAUCCUGAUGAGGGAGUCAAGGAGCUCGCCCGCCAGACGAUCGAGGAGAUAUGGAUCUUCCCCUUCUACCACGCUGAAACGUCGGCGGCGGACAAGAAGUCGCUGGCAGACCACAUCGACCUCAUGGUUCACACGGUGAAGCAAGGUCUUAACGUCGCCAUGUGGCUAGAGAAGGUUUUGCAGUCUAUCCUCUCGCCUACAUCCAAGACGGCUCGCCAGAACUUCGAGGCCUGCAGAACACUCGUGGCAGGCAUGUUCGACCUCGUGCCUGCGGACGGCCCUGAGGGCAGCGACUCAUCCUCACUUUCGGGCAAGGAUGUGUUGCAGGUGCUUCAGGUCUUUGCGAAGGCCGAUCCAAGGCUGUUCGACUUUGAGCAGAUUAGGCUUCUCCGUCCACACGUGUUGAACAUCACCAUGAGCAUGACGCCGGAGGAAAUAGUCGUGACCCGGGCGGCGGUCGUCAUAUACCGCCGUGUGCUUCCUGAGCUGUCCGGUCAGCACCACCAGCAAUUUCUAGCGGAUAUCUUGAAGGUGGUGAUGCCUGCCGUCUCAAAGAUCUACUCCAGGCCUCUCCUCCUCGACGACGUCAUUGCCUGCCUUUGGAUCAUUUGCGGCAUAACAGGCGAGGAACAGAAGCUGGCGACGCUGGCGGCUUCGGCCCUGGCUGGAGCAGCUAAUGCCCAGAAAGGAGGCACACUGGAUGCUAAGAAGAUACUGGCAUAUUGUCCCAUUAUUGGGCAUCUGGGAAAGCAUUGCGAUCUCGACAAGUGGACCGACAUUUUCAAACAGCGUCUCCCUGUCUGGAAAGGCAAAUCCACGUCUCAGCUCAUGGUAGACACGAUGCUCCCCCUUUCCCGGGCGGACAAGCCCAUGGUCAUUCGCAGGUCUGCACUGGAGGCUAUUGGCCUCGUCUGCCAGUCCCACCCUCGAAACUACGUCAGCCCUAGCGUCUACAAGAUGUUCCAGGACGUUUUCGACAAGCAGGACAUCAGUCUCGAGAGCAUCGUUUUGAGAUCCUUCAAGGAGUUUCUUAUGACGGAGGAGAGGCGCUCAGACCAGGCAUCCCAGGCCGCAGCCCUCAACGGCACCGGCACUGCAGCCGAGGGUGGAGUCAGCAAGAAGGAGCUUACGGUCAUGGGCGGCACUAACUACGACGACGUGGCCAGCGCAACGACGCAGCGAUUCCUCGCCCAGAUCACACGAAUAGCCCUGGCCACCAUGGACGCCCACGCCCUGCUCGCCGCUGAGGUUCUGGGUAGCAUCAACCGCCAAGGUCUGGUGCAUCCCAAGGAGACGGGUGUAACCAUGAUGACGCUGGAAACGUCCCCAAGGAAAGAUAUAAGCGAACUUGCUUUCCGGGAGCACAAGCUGCUUCAUGAGAAGCACGAGUCUGUCCUUGAGCGCGAAUACGCAAGAACGCUGCAGUCCAUAUUCCAAUAUCAUCGUGACGUCGUCGGCGAUAUCCGCGGCGCAACUCGCGACGACCGGAGCGACACCUUUGCGUCGAAGCUCAACAACAUGAUGGAGCACCUGAAGAUCAGCAAAUCGAAGAACCGACAGGGCUUCCUGCGCAAAGUGUGCGGCUUGAUCGACUUCGACCCAGCCAAGCUCGACGUCUCGCAGCAGCCUCACCCGACGCACCUCAUGUUUGCGCGCUUUCUUCUGGAGAACAUGGCCUACUUUGAGUACAUCACGGUUGGAGAGCUCCAGUUAGCAAUAUCGACUCUCGAGAGGCUUGUUACUAGCACCGGGGCCAACAUCGCGCACGCCAUCGAGUCCGAAGUCUUCCAGAUCGGGCUCGGUGGAACCGAGGCUGUGGUUGAGGGUCAAGAUCAGCAGCAGCAGUCAUCUUUUGCGCUCAAAGUUGACCCUGUUCGUCUAAGAAAACUGACGGCAGGCUCCAUGAUACUCUCGGCCGCCUGGGAAGUACGGACCUAUUUGCGCCGGCUUUACGGCCUCAAGGCUGAACGUCGGCCUGCCGAAGGCAAGAACAAGGUGGCGGCCAAAGACCUCAGCAAGACGCCCGUCAAGGUUCAGAAUGUCACAGGGGACAAACUGUGGGAGGACCUAGAGGCUCUCAUGUCUUCGCUGUCGUCAGGCGAGCUGAUGGUGACGCAAUGCCGCGCCUUUGUGGAUUUGCUGAACAUUGACAAAGAGUUCAAGGUGGCCGACGAGGAUGGCGAUGAUGGCGAAGGCCCCUCAACCCCUAGUGCGGACGAGGAUGACGAGGCGCCCGACAGCGCCUCGCGCGGCCGCAAACGGAAGGCGAGCCACACACCCGGCGGAGGGGGGCGCAAGAAGCGUCCUCGCUCGACGUCGCAGCCUAGAAAGCGCGGCCGUCCGAGGAAGAACCCGCUGCCCGAGCCCAGCCACGGCGACUGGUAGCGGCCUUGUCGCCCGGCAAGAGAGUGUUGCUGCUUCAGAAUUGGCGCGCUACCACCACUCAUAGCGAGCCGUUCGGAAUCGUUUCUCGGCACAUAUUUCUUUUUACUUUGUUUUUAUCCAUUGCUGCACGUCUUCCUCGGGGAUAGAGCCGUCGACCACAGAGGUGUCUGCUUUCGUUCACCCUAAAAUCUUUCAUCGCGGAAUUUCGCUUUUACAUGAUGAUGAGCAUAGCACUGGAGUGGCUAUAAUUCGCCUCCUUUUUCUUUGUUGAUUUGAUUUUGGCAGGCGUUUGGGGCAUAGCUCUUUUCUCGGAGUUUUGCGGAGAGAUACCAUACAUGGGUAAUCAUGAAAAACAUGGCGAAUCGGCGAAACUUGCGAUUUUGCACUGGCUUGUAGCUAGCUGGGCGGCGGGAGAAGGUGGGCUUGGUGUCUGUCGUUUCACGCAACGCCAAGUCCAGUCUAUACACACAAGAUAUUUUUUACUAUGACACCUGUACUUGGCUUGAUACCCUUUGAACAAGAUGCCUUGCUCUCUCGAAACAG